AUGAGCUGGAUGGCCUCCUGCCCCGGGAGCGACGCGGGUCCCCUCCGUUCUCUCCAGCCCAGAAAACUCCCCCGGCAUCCCUCCAGACCCAGCCAGGCCCAUCGGCAUGCCACCAGUGCCUGUGCUGCUCAGCCCAGCCCCCAGGAUAAGAUGCUCACCGGCCUAAUGGCAAAGCCAGGUAUCCCUGUGGGGAAGGCUGCGAAACGUCCUCCCAGAGCUCCCAGUUGUUCCGGGAGGGAAGGGAGAGGGGACCAAGAGGAAGAGGCCCCUGGAGUCCCCUCAGCGGGUCUGAGACGGGCAGACGGCGCCCACCAGGGGCAGCAUCAGCUAUGCAUCACACGGGUCCACAUGGGGCUUGAGUCCAGCCUGGGGACUCCAGUGGGAGGCCCCCCAGGAGUCCACGGGGCCCCUACCCACCUGCUCCAGCCCCAGCACUCCACCACACACUCUCGUCUCACGCCAUUCCCUCUCGCAGUGGGUAUCUUUAGCGAUCUUGGGGAAACAGUCACCAGCUUGAUGACAAAAGAUUUCUCCCCCACUGUGGGGGAGGGGGGCCCAAGCCAAUGA
This is a messenger RNA of Rangifer tarandus platyrhynchus (Svalbard reindeer), 567 nucleotides long. The record is from the annotation of a GenBank genome assembly. NCBI's taxonomy places the organism in Eukaryota, Metazoa, Chordata, Mammalia, Artiodactyla, Cervidae.